UGAUUAAAGGCUUUCGAGCUUGUCAUAAUCUCCCAUAGAUAUGUCUAAAACCAAAAAUAUUCCAAGAAUCGAGACGUUUACUUCACCCUCUCCUUGAUAGAGAAAGAGGGAGAUUAAAAAGAAAAAGAAAGAAAGAGAAAGAUUUUCCCCUCUUAUUCUAACCAGGAUGUCAACAAUAGCAAGGUCUCAGAGUUAGUUCCAAGGAUAGACGGGAUUCCGAGCUUGCCAUAAUCUCCCUUCACAAAAUCAGAGAGUUUUCCCCAACCUAAAAAUAUAAUCAAAAAAUUCCCCAAAAUUUAAAGCUACAAAGUAAUGUGUGCCUGUUGGACAGCUGACCCUCGAAUGCGUUUAGACUUUGCUGCUAUAAGGCAACAAUUAGCCCUUCAAUUAGAAACCGUUAGCGAUGAAUAUUCUUAUUUGAAAUUGGAUGCUUCUAAAGAUUAUUAUAAUGUUUCUUAUGGGGAAUUGAAAGAGCAACAAGGAGGGGAAGAGGUUGAGGAAGAUGAGGAGGUUGGGGAAGUUGUGGAGGAGGUUGUAGAGGAGGAAGGAGUGGUAGAGGAGAUUAAUAAUAUAGAGGAGAUUGGCAAAAAUAAGGAGGAAGAAAAUAAAGGGGGAAAUAAGGAAGAGAAUGAAGAGGAUGAUAAUAGGAGAAGGAAGAAAAAUGAGGAAAAAGAAGAUGAAGAAAGAAGAAAUGGAAGAAUACCAAAAUAG
Messenger RNA from Meloidogyne enterolobii, 711 nucleotides. The record is from the annotation of a GenBank genome assembly. Lineage: Eukaryota; Metazoa; Nematoda; Chromadorea; Rhabditida; Meloidogynidae.